Molecule: messenger RNA, 1296 nt
Organism: Sceloporus undulatus (fence lizard)
Lineage: Eukaryota; Metazoa; Chordata; Lepidosauria; Squamata; Phrynosomatidae
Product: fibrinogen-like protein 1
Exons: 4
Coding region: 1-1296 (431 amino acids)
Source: RefSeq, a predicted model, not a curated record
AUGAAACUUUCCAUCUCUUUUUGCAAGUGUUUUUGUUUGAGCUUCUUCCUUACGGCUUUCCUGGAUGGGUCAGGGAGCAUGAAUUCAGAUAGCCCUGAAUGUAGCCAAAGGGAAGGUGAUCCUCCAUGUUUGAGCUCUCUAGUGGCCAUGUCUCUUCCUUUGCUGGAAAAAGGUUGUAAUGGAUUGGGAAGUUGUAGGCUCCAUGUCCUCAUGCCUGAAGAACCUGUAACAUUUGAGGAAAUUCAGGAUGUCCCUCCUGGAGACCAACAAAUGGAAUUCAAACAGGUGAUCAAACACACUGGAGAUCCCAACAAACAAGGCUCAUCGAGGGCUAGGACCCUGAUGGAUCGACUCAGCUUGGUGGAAACCAAAGUGGUUUCCAUGGCAUCAAACCUGCAAAAAUUACAAGAGGAAAACAGACUUAAUCUGAAUCGCCUGGAGGAGCAAAUCAGCUCCCUGGCUGCGCUUUUGCUGGGGAUCCUGUCUGGCUGCAAAUUGCCUUGCAGCGAAUCAGUCUUGAAGACUUCCAUUUUGGAUUUAGGCAAAGAGCACAAGACUGAGGAAACGACAGCACUUUUGGUGGAACCCUCAGAGAAAUCUGAACACAUACAUCCUCGAGAUUGUGCUGAGAUCCACAAACAGGGCAUCCAAGACAAUGGGAUUUACACCAUCCAGCCCAUUCCUCUCCGACAACCUUUUGAGGCAUAUUGUGAUAUGGUAACUGACGGUGGUGGCUGGACAGUGAUCCAGCGCCGGCAGGAUGGUACUGAGGACUUCAACCGGACAUGGCAUGAGUACAAGCAAGGAUUUGGCAACCUACAAGGGGAACAUUGGUUGGGCAAUGAGCACCUCCACAGUUUAACCCGCCUGGGUCAGCAUGUCCUGCAUGUAGAACUGGAAGAUUGGUAUGGUGUGAAGCGGCAUGCCAUGUACCGCAAAUUCAAAGUGGCUAGUGAGGCCAACAAGUAUCGUUUGACAGCCCGGGAAUAUAAAGGGAAUGCAGGCAAUGCUCUGAGCUAUAGCCACAACUACAACCAUGAUCACAAAUACUUCACAACCUGGGACAGUGACAAUGACAACUACUCCAUGGGCAACUGUGGUGCAUAUUAUGGGGCUGGUUGGUGGUUUGACUCAUGCCUGGCAGCCAACCUUAAUGGGAAGUACCAUCAUGGACGCUACAGUGGGGUGACCAAUGGCAUCUACUGGGGAACGUGGUAUAUUCUGAUUGAUAAAAGGACCAGCCAGAAAUAUUCAUUCAAGAAAGCAGAAAUGAAAACCAGACCUAUUAAUUUUUGA